AUGCAGACUGCUUCUACAAACAUUUGUGAAAGACUGUGCAAUAAGUCCAUCCGUGAAAUUUCCUUGAUACUAAAUAUUCACGGUCAAUUGUUAAUGGUAUUAUUACAAAGUGGAAGCAACUGGGAACAACAGCAACUCAGCCACGAAGUGAUAGGCCACGUAAAAUGACAGAGCGGGGGUCAGCGCAUGCUGAAGCACACAGUGUGCACAAGUCGCCAACUCUCUGCAGAGUCAAUAGCUAAAGACCUCCAAACUUCCUGUGACCUUCAGAUUAGCUCAACAACAGUUCAUAGAGAGCUUCAUGGAAUGGGUUUCCAUGGCCAAGCAGCUGCAUCCAAGCCUUACAUCACCAAGUGCAAUGGAAAGUGUCAGAUGCAAUGGUGUAAAGCAUGCUGUCACUGGACUCUA
Messenger RNA from Staurois parvus, 408 nucleotides. NCBI's taxonomy places the organism in Eukaryota, Metazoa, Chordata, Amphibia, Anura, Ranidae. The record is from the annotation of a GenBank genome assembly.